Molecule: messenger RNA, 1353 nt
Organism: Paramecium tetraurelia
Lineage: Eukaryota; Ciliophora; Oligohymenophorea; Peniculida; Parameciidae
Exons: 4
Source: RefSeq, a predicted model, not a curated record
AUGUAAUCAAUAGAGAAAGAAGAAAUUCCUUACUUUAAAUUUUGUUAGAAACUGGGUGGUGUUAAAAUGAAAGAUAUUUACAUUUCACCCACUAAGGCUGCAACAUUUCUCCAUUUAAUAAAUAACAAAUGCCCAAAAUAAACAGCAAUUCAAUUCGCAUAAAGGAGGAUUUGCAAAUGGGACACGACAAUCAAAAUGGAUGGCCCUAGUACAUGUCGUAUUUUGAAACCAAAAGAUAACAAGGAGAAAAGGAUUAAUGGAUGGUAGAAUAUUGGCUUGGAGAUGUAUUAUGACAAUAAGACAACUAUUGCUGAUAAAAAUUAAUUGGAGUUAGAUUUAGAUAACGACGCAAUUUAAAAAUAAAUUGAAAAGAAUGAAAUGAAACUAAAGAAUGAUUUUAAAAACAAAAUUGCUCAUUUGUAAUAGUUCUACAAAGAUCUUAAUCAGAAGUAUUGUUUUAAGUCAAGCGAUCCUGAUUUCAAAAACAAAAUUAGUAAAGCCAAACUCGAUUUACUAAAUAGUAGGAGUUAAUCAAUCAAAUAUUUCAAAACCAAAGGAAUGAAGUACAUAGAAAUUUAUAAUGAAUCAAAUAAAAAGAGUACUAAUAAUAAUACAACUGAGGGUCUACUCAAACGAAUGCGUGUAUUCAAUUAACUAAAAACAGAUUAAUAUAGAGUAAAGGAGAAAUCGAUGGCAGAUAUUUAUAAAUAAAAGAAAGAAAAUCAAAGUCCAACUCACAAAGAACUGCAACAUGAUAUUAACAUCUAUGAUAAUAUGGAAUUAUAGAGUGAAUAGAUGCUGAAGAUCAUUGACCAAAGCAAUGAGUUUUCAAUGAAACUUAGAAGGAAUGACUUGAAACCAGUAGUAUCAUAAAAGGCUUUAGUGUUUGCUGAUGAUUUUAAUCGAGCCAAAUAUUUAUUCAAUUUGACUAAACAGAAUCAGAUAUAAAAGAUGUUUGAAAUACCUGAAGUGCCAUAACUCGUGAUUCCUUAGAGUAGUCAAUCAAUACGAUUGAAAAAGAAUCUAUCAUCUCCAACUAGUUUGGAUGAGUAAUUCGAUAAUUGUCUAACUUAAUAUGCUCGUGAAGUUCUGGAAUAUUAACAAGAAUUUUAAGAAAAAGAGAUCUCAACUGAUAAUAUUGAGAAACUGCUGCAAGGGAAAGAGAUUUUGAGAUGCAGUCAAAUGAGAAAGGUAUCUAGGACAUAUCAUUCUCCUCAGCCUAGUGUUCGAUUAGAUUCUAGUCGACAGUUGAGACAAUAGCAGUUAUCUUCUAGAGAUAGGGAAUCUACAAAAGCUGGGAAUUCCAUUCAUCAAAAAUCAAGAACAUAUGCUGUUAGUCCGUUUUGUAAAUGA